This is a messenger RNA of Lasiodiplodia theobromae, 2022 nucleotides long. RefSeq names its product Inositol polyphosphate-related phosphatase. Gene Ontology annotation, biological process: phosphatidylinositol dephosphorylation. Bases 1 to 2022 code for a protein of 673 amino acids. The transcript has 4 exons. The record is from RefSeq and is a predicted model, not a curated record. NCBI's taxonomy places the organism in Eukaryota, Fungi, Ascomycota, Dothideomycetes, Botryosphaeriales, Botryosphaeriaceae. Gene Ontology annotation, molecular function: protein binding; phosphatidylinositol-4,5-bisphosphate 5-phosphatase activity.
AUGACGGCUAUGGCUUUCAGACCAUCGACUGAUGUGGAGAAAGAGGGAGACCACAUUUGGCUUGGGAGUGAGAAGGGCGAGCUGUUUGAGCUAGACAUCCCGUCUGGAGCUGUCGUCGCGGAGAAGCGGAAUGCUCAUUCCAGCAAAAUUACAAAGAUUUACCGGUAUGCCGCGGAGAUGUGGACAAUCGACGAGGACGGAAAAGUGAACAUUUGGCCUCCGGAUGAAACAGGGUCCCCGAUCCUGCAACAGACGCCGAACAGUUUCCGGAUUCCCAAAAACCACAACUGCUCCAUCGUUUCCGGGGACAAGCUCUGGGUUGCGCAUGGUAAGGAGAUACGAAUCUAUCAGCGAAGCCCAGAACAGCACGGCUUCGUGCCCGUCCUUGCGCAAGCCUUGUCUCAUCCCAACGCUGGAGAAGUUACAGCCUCAGCGAUGAUUCCCAGCCAACCGGAUCGAAUCUACUUUGGUCACAAUGAUGGCAAGGUGUCUGUCUAUUCCCGGAAGGAUUACUCUUGCCUUGGGGUCGUCAGCGUUAGCGUGUACAAGAUAAGCUGCUUAGCGGGUGCAGGCGAUUACCUUUGGGCAGGCUACAACACGGGCAUGAUCUACGUGUAUGACACCACUCAAACUCCGUGGCAAGUCAAGAAGGACUGGCAUGCGCAUGCAAACGGCAAUCCAGUCGCAGGCAUCCAAGCAGAUCGAAGCAGCUUGUGGAAGAUGGACAGGCUUCAGGUUGCCUCACUGGGAACGGACAGCGUGAUAAGGAUAUGGGACGGUAUGUUGAGGGAGGAUUGGCUCGAGGCAGAUAUGCAAGAGCACGAUGUGGAAUUCUGCGAUUUCCGACAGGUGUCAGCCACAAUCAUGACAUGGAACGCAGGCGCCUCAAAGCCCACGAGCCUCAGCGGGAGGUUCGAAGAGCAGGAUGGCAGCUUCUUCAGAGAUUUGCUACGACCUGAUGAUCCUUCAGACAUUCUGGUUUUUGGUUUCCAAGAAUUGGUCGAUCUGGAGGACAAGAAGGUUACUGCAAAGAGCUUCUUCAAGAGCAGCAAGAAGAAAGACGCGUCGGACCAAGAGCACAUGAGCCGCCAAUAUCGUGCUUGGAGAGACCAUCUUGUUCGAUGUAUCGAGGACUACCUCCCUGGUGAACGCUAUUACCUCUUGCAUACAGCGAACCUUGUUGGUCUUUUCACCUGCGUUUUCGUGAGGGAGUCGGAACGCAUGAGGAUUCGAGACAUGAACGCUGCCGAAAUCAAGCUUGGUAUGGGUGGUUUGCACGGAAACAAGGGAGCUUUAGUUGUCCGUUUCACUCUGGACGACAGCUCCAUUUGCUUCGUCAAUUGCCACCUUGCGGCAGGUCAGAGUCAAACGGCUCAUCGCAACAACGAUGUCGCCACCAUCAUGGAGACAUCGGCACUCCCACCACAAAUGGACCUUGGAGCUCGCGCAGACGUGUUCAUCGGAGGAGGAGAUGGCUCCAUGAUCCUCGACCACGAAAUAUGCAUACUCAACGGUGAUUUGAACUACCGAAUCGAUUCGAUGACGCGCGACACGGUGAUUAGACAUGUGAAGGAGGGAAAUCUGACAAGACUGCUGGAGAACGAUCAACUCCUUCGGACCAAGAGAAGGAAUCCCGGCUUCCGGUUGCGCGCCUUCAGAGAGAACCCAAUCACCUUUGCACCGACGUACAAAUACGACGUUGGGACGGACAGAUAUGACACUAGCGAGAAGAAGCGCUCUCCAGCAUGGUGCGAUAGAUUGCUCUACCGGGGCCGAGGUCGCAUCAAGCAGCUGGAGUACAGGAGGCAUGAAGUUCGCGUUUCGGACCACAGGCCAGUCAGUGGCAGAUUCAAUAUCCGGGUCAAGACAAUCAACCCCAAGCGGCGGGCGAUCGUUUGGGAGCAGUGCGAGCACAGGUUCGAAGAACUGAAGCAGCGGCUCGCAACGGAUAUCAAGCUCGACUACCUGGUCAACGUGUUCGGACUCAGCUCGAAAGACGCGAUGAAGCUGCUGAAGCUGUAG